Messenger RNA from Temnothorax curvispinosus, 3758 nucleotides. RefSeq names its product ras association domain-containing protein 4 (gene Rassf). The record is from RefSeq and is a predicted model, not a curated record. Bases 328 to 2049 code for a protein of 573 amino acids. Gene Ontology annotation, biological process: signal transduction. NCBI's taxonomy places the organism in Eukaryota, Metazoa, Arthropoda, Insecta, Hymenoptera, Formicidae. The transcript has 10 exons.
UUUGAAAUUCUUUAUAACGAAUGUGUGUGUUUUACCACCAACAAGUAAAUUUACGGUUCUUGUUACGACGUUUUAGGAGGACACGAGUAAGUCUAGGUGGCGUUUAACGCACACGGAGCAGAGAAAAUAACGGCAUGAUGCCUUCCUCCAGUUCCUCCCUGCGACGAGGGUCACUAUAUGGCUAGUAACAUCUGUGUAAUUAACCCGCAUGUCACUUCCAAUGAGCGGAACGCUCCACUAAUGUAAACAAAAUGGUUUAAAACCAUUUGAGGGUCCGACGAAAACACGCCCGUCGCCGUCCCACCAGGGUGCCGUUCAUCCGUCACCAUGUGGAAGUGCCACAAAUGCGGGAAACCCGUUUACUUCGCUGAACGCAAACAGUCUCUGGGGUAUGACUGGCAUCCGGAAUGCUUACGGUGCGAGGAAUGUGGGAAGCGAUUGAAUCCUGGGCAACAUGCAGAGCAUAAAGGCGUGCCUUAUUGCCACGUUCCUUGUUAUGGAGCUCUAUUUGGACCUCAACUAUUCGGCCAUGGCACAAGAGUGGAAUCACAUACAAGCUUUGGAAAAAAAGAAAGUCGACCAUCUUUGCCCAGAUCGCAUUUAGAAUCCAAACUGAAAGUUUUUAAUCAGUAUUACGAAGGCAAAAGUGGAGGAAUUCGAAGUCGUGAGGUUAACGGAAGAUUGAUACUAGAAGGGGCGUUGAGAAUUUAUUGGGGAGUCCGUGGUGUGAUUCAUCUGAAGGAAGAUGACGAUCAGCGCACAGUAGUUACUGCACGAAACAGAAAUUCGUGCAGGCACAGUGUUUCUGAGGACGUCGAGGAUGAAGAUAAGGUAGAUGAGCUGUCUAAGAGCACGUCAGACAGCAACACGGAGAACAAUGCGAAGUCUGUUCCAACAUCGCCCGAUCACUUGAAAAGCCUCACUCUGCCUAUGAAACUGGAAGUCAAAAAUAUGGAAUGGGAUGAGCUAGACGAGCUCCUACAGGUUGAACGAAAGGUCGAGGAUGGUAACAAAUUGUAUCAGACGAUGCCUGAGAAUCUUCCGUCAAUAAGUUCGCAAUCUAGCGCGGAUACGCCACCGCUCUCGUCUCAGUCGAGUCUCGAUCGAUCGGACUCCCGCGAGAACUCGGAAACGAGCAGUCCCAAUCACCAGACUACUAGCCGAGACAACGAUAGUAGUCUAAAUAGCACGCCAACGCACAGCAUAGGUAGUUCUUCCAGUACAGACACCCCUGUCUGUAAUUUAGGAGCUUCUAAUCGAAACGGUACGCUUCGAAGAGUAGAGUACUUCGACAAUUUGGAGAAGAGUACCGGCAGUAAAUCGAUUAGCACCGACGACAGCUGGAUCGAAAAGGGUUUGAAUCGAUCAUUGUCCGGUCCUGACUGCCUUCAGAGACACAGAACUGAUAGCGAUACGGAUUCGGUGAAUUCUUUGCAAUUCAGAGAAGACGACAAUAUGACUAUGUCUACAGACAGCGGAUUAGAGCUGGAUGGUGUCGUUUUGCGUCGCAAACAAGGCUCCACUGCGAUCAGACGACGUCCGGGCGGUAGACGACAAUCGCGCAGUCGAUUACGACGUCGUUGCUCGAUCAACGGCCACUUUUACAAUCGAGAGACCAGUUUCUUCACACCGCCUCACGGUUCGCAGAUGUCCGUUUGGGUGACGAGUCUAGUGAACACGCAGGAAGUUAUCAAUCUUAUGCUCGACAAGUACAAAGUCGAUGCUAAGUCCGAUAACUUUGCAUUAUUUGUAGUUCGCGACAAUGGUGAACAAAGAAGAUUGAAGGAUGAUGAGUAUCCUUUGGAAGUCCGAGUAGUCUUGGGUCCGCAUGAGAACGUUGCACGGCUGUUUCUGGUCGAUAAGUUGUCCACGCCUGAGAUCAGCUCCGAUGUCGCGCAGUUUCUCAAUCUAUCUCUAGCAGAAUGCCAUGGCAUAUUACAACGUUAUCACUACGAAGAGGAACGUCAAAUUCUCCUCUUAAAAGAGAAAUACAAAGAGAUGCGAAAAAGAAUAAAGCAAAGAAUGGAGGAGCUAAAAGUUCGGUUAUAGGUAGAAUGAUGAAUGAAUGUCCGCGCAUGGAUAUCCACGCAAUUAUUUUUAUAAGCGCUUAAAACAAUUUCUUUAUAAAAAGAAAUAUUCAUGUGGCAGGAAUUUAUAACUCAUACUAUACCGAAUAAGUAUGUAUUGCAGUAGCAUGACACAAUUCACAUGAAGCAUUUUUGAAAUAUCGCACAAUAUGUGCCUGCAUUUCAGUUUUGUUUGUAGCUUAACACUUCGUUAUUACGUCCUCUUUCGUUUUGAAUUUCUGUUGCAUUUAUCUAUAAUCGUUACAUAUGGAAAUGCUAUUAAUUAAAGUAUACUUUAAUAUGGACAAGGAGAUCGAAUCUCCGGUGAUUUCAUAUCAAAUUUUCGCGUUUAUCGGAGGUAACAUUAUGUGAUAGAACGUAAUAUGUGAAAUAUAUUAUUCUUAUAUCUUGUUAUACAAUUUUUUGAGUAAUUAAAAUUAACGGAAAAUAUAGGAAUAUUUUCAAUUUAUUUUGUAUUGUAGGCAAGGCGAUUAAGGAUUCAAACAAUAUUGAUAUAAAUUGCUAUUGCUGCAAUAGUUAUUGCUUAAAAAGUUAAUAUUUAAUUAAUUUGAUAAGCAAUUACUAUUAAUUGCUUAUAAAACAAACUAAUUAUAUUGAUGAAGAAUCGAGAAAAGUUAUAUUCGAUGUUUCUCUGCAUGAUUGUUAUUUAUAAUCACGUGAAAUUCUACUGUCACGAUGGAUGGAACAUUGUGUUUUAUCGCAAUUUUUCAGCAUUCCAACAUCUUGAUGAACUGAUAAAACAUAAUAAAAGCGUAUUUUUCUAUCGGUUUUUAAAGGAGAAAACGAGAAGUCACUUUUCGAAUAGAUGUCGAUAAUAACUGUUAAGAAUUUAAAGUCUUCUAUCCUUUGCAUGUCAACGUGGCCCAGGUAUAAGUGGAUACAAAUAUUACGUAUUCAACCGUACCCGAUUGCUUGUCAGAUAUACUCUGAUAUCGCAAUCCGACUAUUGUUACACGAAACAAAUUGCAGGGCGCAAAACAAAAUGCAGCACGCAGCAAUUAAUCGUCAGAAUAUUGUAACCGCGCCGCGAAUCUAUGGAAUCGCCGUUUCAAGCUAGUCAUGUUUCACGCUUAGUCACUGAUAUCGAUUGCAUCCAUCCUAUUUUCACCUAAAGGCCAAAAGCGACAUAUACUGAGCCACGUUUACGUACAUUACAAAAUACAUUGUAUAUGCUCUUGAUCUGCCAGUUUAGAAUAAUAAAUAACGAGUACGUCAUGAGAUGCGUAAUGAAGAUAUAUAUAUAAUUUAGUAUAUCUAUAUAGAUAGAAUUGUAUUAAAGGAUUAUAUAACCUCCUAGAUUGUAGACGACUUUUAUUAGCAGUAAAAAAUGUAAUCCUUAUUAUAUAUCAAUUAACAGAUCGCAUUAUUGUGACGCUAGAGUAAGUUCAUCGAUUCGCGCCGAUUAACCGUUUUCUACUGCUGAUAGAUGAGUAAAUAUAUACACAGGUGUAUAUAUUUUUUCCGAUUAUAUGUCGAUUAGCCAGAUAAAAAUACUCCAAAAUAUAACCAUGACGUAUUGAGUGUGUUUUGCAUUAGAACGGAACAAACUAUGAAACUGUAAGUAAAUAUCUGAAUAUGAAACAUUAUAUAAAAAGAAACCCGAUUGGAUCGAUAUGGAUUUUAUGUAAACGUCGUUGACAGAAUAAUAAAGUGAUAUGGUUGCUUCUUUUA